This is a messenger RNA of Sinocyclocheilus anshuiensis, 2562 nucleotides long. RefSeq names its product ectonucleotide pyrophosphatase/phosphodiesterase family member 2-like. Gene Ontology annotation, biological process: immune response; phosphatidylcholine catabolic process. Gene Ontology annotation, molecular function: polysaccharide binding; alkylglycerophosphoethanolamine phosphodiesterase activity; scavenger receptor activity. The coding region runs from base 81 to 2360 and encodes 759 amino acids. The transcript has 26 exons. The record is from RefSeq and is a predicted model, not a curated record. NCBI's taxonomy places the organism in Eukaryota, Metazoa, Chordata, Actinopteri, Cypriniformes, Cyprinidae.
CCGCGGUCACGCGCAGAUACGCACGGGCGCGCGCAGCAGUAGCGGAGCCGCGCGAUCGGUCAGCAGGACUCUCAGGAAUCAUGCGCGUGGGGAAACUGGCGGUGUGUGUGUUGGUGCUGGCUGUGUGUGAGGCGUAUGUGUUUCAGGCCGGUCAGUUGUCAGGAGAUGUGGAAGAAACUCCUCCACAGAGCAGAGAUUUCUCGGGCUCCUGUAAGGGCCGUUGUUUCGAGCUGAAGGAGGCAGAGCCGCCCAGCUGCAGGUGUGAUAAUCUGUGUAAGACGUACCUGAGCUGCUGCUCCGACUUCGACAAGCAGUGCCUCAAGACAGCGGGAGGGUUCGAGUGUUCGCGGGAGCGCUGCGGUGAGAUCAGGAAUGAGGAUUACGCCUGUCACUGUUCAGACGACUGUCUGCUGAGAGGAGACUGCUGUACCAACUACAGACCACUGUGCAAGGGUGAGAACUCCUGGCUGGAGGGCGACUGUGAGGAGAUUCAGAGCCCAGAAUGCCCUGUAGGGUUUGUCCGUCCUCCUCUCAUCAUCCUGUCUCUAGACGGCUUCCGUGCCUCUUACAUGAGAAAAGGGAAGAGCGUCUUACCCAACAUCCACAAACUGAGAUCGUGUGGAACUCGCGCCCCUCAUAUGAGGCCCAUGUACCCGUCCAAAACAUUCCCGAACCUCUACUCGCUGGCCACGGGUUUGUAUCCCGAAUCUCACGGGAUCGUGUGUAACUCCAUGUAUGAUCCCGUGUUCAAAGCUAAUUUCAGACUGAAAGGACGAGAGAAGCUGAAACACCGCUGGUGGGGCGGGCAGCCCGUUUGGAUCACAGCAGAGAAGCAGGGCGUGAAAGCUGGGACGUUCUUCUGGCCCUGGGUGAUUCCUCUGGAGCGGAGGAUCCUCACUACCCUGCAGUGGCUGCACCUGCCUGAUGACGAGAGGCCGUAUGUCUAUGCUGUCCACUCAGAGCAGCCGGAUACAUAUGGACACAUCCUGGGUCCGCUGAGCAAUGAGCUGGAUAACACUCUCAGGAAGAUCGAUAACAUCAUCGGUCAGCUGAUGAACGGCCUGAAACAGAUGAACCUCCAUCGCUGUGUGAACGUCAUCCUGGUGGGCGAUCAUGGAAUGGAGGAGUCUCAUUGUGAACGAACAGAGUAUUUGAGCUCUUACGGACUGGAUGUUGAUGCUAUCACACUGAUCCCAGGAUCCUCUGGAAGAAUCGGCCCCAAAAACGCCAACUCACCAUAUGAUCCAAAGGAGAUUGUAGCUAAUUUAACAUGUAAGAUGCCCAAUCAGCACUUCAAGCCAUACCUGAAGCAGCACCUGCCCAAACGCCUGCAUUACGCCAACAACAGACGCAUCGAAGACGUGCACUUGCUCAUGGACAGGAAGUGGCAUGUGGCGAUAUCUCCUGCUACCUGCGGCUUCUUUGGAGAUCAUGGCUUUGACAACAAGAUCAGCAGCAUGCAGACGAUCUUUCUGGGAUUUGGACCGGGCUUCAAUUUUAAGACAGAAGUGCCUGUUUUUGAGAACAUCGAGCUGUAUAACGUCAUCUGUGGUGAGAAAAUGCUGCCGGAUUCAUGCAGCAUCUGUAACAACAUUGAAGAAAGUUCCCAGAGGUUUCCUUCCGCUGCCGACGGACUGUUGAACAACGUCACACACCUGGCGUUCGGCCGUCCAGCCGUUCUCUUCCAGACGUCGUACACACAGCUGUGUCACUCAGAUUACUGCAGCGGCUUCAGUAACGUCAUCAACAUGCCGCUGUGGAGCGCCUUCACACUCACAGCACAGGUGGAGGCUCCAACCGUGUCGUCCAGCGAGUGUGUGAGAGCAGACCCUCGUCUCGAUCACACACACACAUGUAACACGUACAACCAGGAGCCCGAUGUCACACACGCGUUCCUCUGCCCGCCGGAUUUCUCUGCUGCGGCUGAAUCCAGAUAUGAAGCUUCACUCAUCACAAACACGGUUCCCAUGUAUCCCGCCUUCAAGAAGGUGUGGAGUUUCCUGCAGAGAGACGUCCUCAGGAGAUACAGUCUGGAGAAUAAUGGCAUAAAUGUGAUCAUGGGACCCAUAUUUGACCACGACCACGACGGGCUGAGAGACACGGAGGAGAUGAUCAAAGAGCACGCGCUGGGCUCCAUCUUCAUCCCCACUCACUUCUACAGCAUCAACACACGCAGAGAGAGCUGCAACAGUCGGGAGGACGAGUCUCGCUGGGUGGAGGAUCUGCUGAAGUUACACACGGCUCGAGUGCGAGACGUGGAGCUGCUCACGGGCCUGGACUUCUACCGCUCCGCCGCGCUGCCGUACACGCGUGUGCUGGCGCUCAAAACACGCAUGCGCACCUUUGAGGACGACGUCUAACACUCACCGCACCCCACGCUUCCACUGUAUGGUUUUAUACACUGUGUCAUAUUUAUUAUUCACCUUCAAACUAAUAAAGAAACCGUCUCACAGCUCACAACCACAGCAGCAAGAGCUCCUCACGUCUAGAGAAGUGUAUUCACACAGUUACAAGAGUCCCACUGAGAAAUGUGCUCACUUCCUUGAAAUAAAGUCAAAUGCA